This is a messenger RNA of Entrophospora candida, 1988 nucleotides long. NCBI's taxonomy places the organism in Eukaryota, Fungi, Glomeromycota, Glomeromycetes, Entrophosporales, Entrophosporaceae. The record is from the annotation of a GenBank genome assembly.
GAAAACAACUAAGUAUCAAAGAUGCAUUUCCUAAUGGUUUGAAUUAUAAGAAACCAAAAUCUUUUCUUAAUACUUCUGGUAUGCAAUGGAAUUAUCAACCAGCAGAGACCCUAUAUAAAAUCUUGCAAGUCAAUCUUAUAGAACAUUAUCAAUCUGUUUGUGAUAAAAAGCCAGACAAAACCAAGAGACCAAUCUACCUCUUUGCCUCUGGAGCUGGUACAGGUAAAUCUCGUAAUGCAAAUGAAUUUCAUAAGACGUUAUUUGAGUGUUUACCAGAAAAGAAGCCAGAACUGAAGGAAAGGAUUAAACAUGCAUGGACAUUUCAUGUCACACUUGAAAAUGGAGCUAGUUUGCAUAAGGAUGAACUUGAUCCAUAUUAUGCUAUUGGUACCCGAAUGCUGUUCCAACUUAACCCUGCAUCAGGAAAACAUGAUUGGGAUGAACUUAUUAAGAAGUAUGAGGCACCAUCUCCAUGGAAUGUCCUAGAAUUAGUUGCUAAAGGAGAAAACCAGGAUUUGAAAAAUGUUACAAUCAUACUGGUUGUUGAUGGUCUGCAUAAUAUUAUGCAAAACAAAGAAGAUGGUCUGGAUCAGGACUCUUCAUUUUAUAGAACUUAUACACAUAUUGCAGACCUUGCACUUGCUGAUGAGAGUAUUUUCUUUAUUCCAUGCUGUACUAUGACAAUUGCUGGUCCAAUUGAAUCCUGGCUCAAAUAUUCAUUCCGUAAUCGUGUAUAUUUACCAGUUGCUUCUUUGAAGCCACCAACCAUCCAUCAAGGUCAUAGUAUAAAACAGGCUUUUCCAAUGGAUGACCCUAUCAUAAAAAUUCUAGUAGGUGAUUGUGGAGGGCAUGGGAGAGCUCUUGAAAUUCUUCAAGACAUCCUUAGAGAACAUGAUAUCAAUGAGUAUGAUCCAGCUGAGGUGAUGAAUGCACUAUAUCAUCAACUUAGGUUUAAGUAUCCCACUGUUACAGAAAUUCCUAUGAAAGAGGUUAAGAUUAUUGUACAAGCAAUAUUGACACAUCAAUGCUUUGAUUCAAACAGUCCAGUUCCUGGUACAACUAAACUUCCAAUCAUGUUCACACUUCCUGGAUUGAUACGAUAUGAAAGAGUUCGUGACUCUGGAUGGGGGCAUUUCUAUGCACCAUAUGCCUGGAUUUGGAUUAUGGCAAGAUAUAUUGAAGAUGAUGAUAUUUUAUCAUGGCAAUUUGACAAUUAUAAUCAUUACAAAUCAAAUCUAAAAGAAUGUUUUAAUUUUAUCUCUUGGAGAGAAUUUGAACAUUUUAAUGCAAGGUUUCGUUGUAUGAAGUCAAAGAUGUUUGAAGAAGGUUGUGAAAUAAAAAUCUCAAAGAUACAUGCUGGUGCAUGUUUGAAAGGUGAUCUCAUAUUUAAAAAUCAUCAUUUACAACUACAUACUGCCAGAAAUCAAGUGAAUACAUGUACAUCUAUAGCUAAUUCCAAAGAAUGGAUAGUUCAUUGUGAGCCUGAAAAUGUUAAUGUUCGAGAGCACAAACAUUGCAUCCUUAAUGCAGGAUCUGCACCAUAUGGUGAUUGUUUUCUUUCCUUGGAUUCAUCAAAUAUUUCAAAUGAAGUCCAUCAAUACAAAAAAUAUUCUGAUAAAACACCAUUAAGUCAACAGGAUUACAUGAAUGAAAGACAGAAAGCAGCAUCUAAUCAAGAUUUUUUUCUCCUUUUUACAACUAAAGUGUGUAACAUUGAGCUUCCAGAUAAUUCAGGCAUUGUGGAUAAAAAAGUCUGGAAAGAUUACUUUGGGCCAUUUUCUGGUAGGGCCUUUGUAUUUGCUGAUGAAGGACCUCUGAAUAUUAAUACUGCAAGUUGUACACAACUUCAACUAAUAGAAGGAAUUGGCAAAGCUUAUGCAAAUAUCAUCAUAGAAAAAAGAAAACAUUGUGUGUUUGAUAGUAUUGAGAUUGCACAUGAGAAAACACAAAUACCAGAAAAAAUUUUAAAGAAGUUUAAAUUUUCAUAA